AGCCUUGCAAUGGUGACAUUUCCUUGACCUGCUACUUUCGCUACAGGACCUGAGGAGCCCCCUCCCUCCUAGACAACCAGGCACUCCGCACACCAUAUCCUCCUCAGAGCAGGGAAGAGGCUGCGUGCCCUCAACAAACAUGGCCGCCCUGUCACAUUGUCCUGUCAUGUGACCUGUGCAUUACUGACCUUGCCGAUGACUGAGGCGGUAACAGCGGCUCUCCUUCUCAAACAUGGCGCUGUACAGAUCGGGGUUGGAUGUGGGGGACCGGCGACUAAUGAGAUGUGUUAUAACGCUGUACCAGCAAUGCCAUCUGUCAACAAACCAGAAGCCACAAAGCAUUUUAUCCAUUUUGUCUUUGAAGGCCAGACAACUGAAUACAAGAUAUGAGCAAUUUUUGGAAAGAAAGUUCCCCAAAUUUUAUACAUUAUAUUCUACUUUUACGAAAGGUUUACGGAUGUUGUUGGUAGAUGGAAAAGAUGUACACAUGAUCAAGAUGAAUAUGAGAAGUCGGGGAUUAAAAUAUUACCAACUACCUUACAGAGAAAUGGAGAAACUGAGACAGUUCCGAAGAGAUAUUAUUAAAGCAGCACCGGUGAUGAUUAUUUCAAUUCCACCCUUUGCCAAUUACUUAGUCUUUGUUCUGAUGUAUUUUUUUCCUCGCCAGAUGUUAAUCCGACAUUUUUGGACUCCAAGACAACAAGAAGAGUUUCUGGAAAUUUACCACAACAUGAGAAAUGAGGUCUACGGGGAUGUGCUAGAAAGUUUACAAAUUGCUGCUUCUAAAGUCUCCAAGGAGCCUCUGCACAAUCGCAUGGUCCAGUUGUUUACACAGGUGCAGAAUGGAGCUCAUCCCCAGCUGACGGACAUUGAAGCAAUCAAAGCAGCUUUCUCAGGCCCCCCUCUCUGUAUGACAGAAUUGGAUAUUCCUCAAAUGAAAGCUUUAAGCCGCAUUAUGUUCUUGACGCCACACCUCCCAGGCUUCUUCCUGAAACGCUGGCUCAAAUCGCACGUUUUAGAGAUUUGGCACCUAGACGGCGCGCUGCUCCAACUCGGGAUCGAUGAACUUACUGACGAGGAAGUAAAAAGGGCGUGUUACCUCAGAGGACUAAAUUCUAACAAUCUUGGUACAGAAGCUUGCAGAAGGUGGUUAAGCUGCUGGAUCCAGCUGUCUGGAAAAUUGGAAGUGUCUGAGGCUUCCUUAUUGGUGCACAGCAUGGUCCUUCUAUCUACAAACUAUCACCAGUCUCUGAAGGAUUGAUCGUUCUCUAAAACAUGAACAGCCUAAAUAUUUCCCUACAGCUUCAAAGACUGGGACGUGAUGACAUAAAGUGUGCACUAUGGAGGGGUUUCUUACUUUAUUUUGUUAUUCUAGCCAGAUGUUGUUGGAAUACUUCAUUUAAACCUGGGAAACUACUUGUAGGAUCUCACUUUACCUGGACAAGUACUUGAAAGGAGGACAUGGACCAAUGGGACCAAACAAAUGGCGUGUCUUGGUUAUGAUCACCGAUCUUCUCAACUGACUGAACCAACUUGAAUUAACCAUCUGCAGACUUUCAUUAUAUGUUUUAUUGGUUUCUAAACAUAAAUAAGUGUAUUGUGGUCCAAACUCUUCUGUACCAAAGUAAAAAAAAAAGGUCUAAGGACCAGUACAGUUUAGGAUACGAGAUCCAUUGUUGUAUAGAUAGCACUUUUUGUUUCCUCAUGGCAUCAAAAAUAUAACAAAAGAGCCAACAGCAAUAUCAGAAGUCUGGCCUUCUGCUGAUGGUAUCAGUUUAAGACACUUCUGAGAUCAUUGAUUGGGGCAUUUGGCCUCCUUUUCACCUGUUUCAAGCAGGUUUUGUGUUUCCAGUAACUUGUACAAGAAUAUAAACUCCCACUUUGAAAUGGGGGGGGCAUCAACACCAGCCCUUCAUCUAUAUCAGGGAUCCUCAAACUACGGCCCUCCAACUGUUGUAGAACUACACAUCCCAUGAGACAUGACUAGGCAUGAUGGGAAUUGUAGUUCCUGAACAACUGGAGGGCCGUAGUUUGAAGACCCCUGAUCUAUAUGCAGUUAGUCUUAUUGUACAUACGCAGUAUGGCAGAUUUUUUAAGUGGCUCGCUGCAUGCAUAACGCCGAUUUGCUAAAUCUGCAAUUGUCUAACUGGGCCAGAUUUAACAAAAUGACAAUCCUUUUGGUUCAACAUCUUCAGUGAAACCAGAGUCCUGCCACCAUUCCUAUUGUGCUUCUAGUAUGAGCUUUGUUCAUAUAGCUUGUCUAUAUAACCCAGAUAACACAUCAUUUGGUAGAUGCAGCCUUACAGUACUCAGGGUGACUAAAUACUGAUGCUCAAGAAUGUAUGUCCUUUUAACCUUCAUACUUGGAACUACCGGUGCUUCCAUAAAUCCUUUAUUGGUACUACUCUCUGCAGCAGAGAAGUGCAACCUGCAAAUACUCAAAGUAAUCGCAUGCCUUUUUUUAUUUCACGUUGAAAAAAUGACUUAUAUGAUGCACUUUGUUAGUAGCAUUACCAGGAGUCCCACUGCAACAUAGUUUUGGUAUUUUUUGAGCCUGCCAAUAGGUGAGUUAUUUUACUAGGGACACAUGAUGGUUGUAGAUAAUUAAAACAUAGUUUAUAAAUUUAUUUUGGAGUUCACCCUUUAAAUCCAAACAAUUAUAGCGUAUACAAUUG
Rana temporaria (common frog) is the source of this 2675-nucleotide messenger RNA. RefSeq names its product LETM1 domain containing 1 (gene LETMD1). Gene Ontology annotation, biological process: intracellular monoatomic cation homeostasis. Gene Ontology annotation, molecular function: ribosome binding. The transcript is spliced from 9 exons. NCBI's taxonomy places the organism in Eukaryota, Metazoa, Chordata, Amphibia, Anura, Ranidae. Gene Ontology annotation, cellular component: mitochondrial inner membrane. The record is from RefSeq and is a predicted model, not a curated record. Bases 233 to 1261 code for a protein of 342 amino acids.